Molecule: messenger RNA, 588 nt
Organism: Eupeodes corollae
Lineage: Eukaryota; Metazoa; Arthropoda; Insecta; Diptera; Syrphidae
Product: flexible cuticle protein 12-like
Exons: 2
Coding region: 74-475 (133 amino acids)
Cellular component (GO): chitin-based extracellular matrix
Molecular function (GO): structural constituent of chitin-based larval cuticle
Source: RefSeq, a predicted model, not a curated record
CAGUUUGAAACAUAAGAAUGUUAUCAUUAGAAGUUUAACUUUAUAGAAUCCAGUCGCAGAGUAAACAUAAAAUAUGAAAUCAUUAAUUUUGUUAGCAUUCUUAGGAUGUUUAAGCAUCGCUACUGGUGCUGUAAUUGGUAAUACAAAUGAUGAUAAAACGUUUCUAAUUGAAAAUAAAAGAGAUGAUGUUGACCAAACAUAUCACUACCGUUAUGAAACAUUAUCGGGAACUAAAGUGGAACAAAAUGGACAUUUAAAGUACAUAACACCAACAGAAACAGGUAACUCCGUUGAAGGUAGGUUUUCUUAUAUCGGUGAUGAUGGACAGGAAUAUAAGGUCGCUUAUACUGCUGGAGAAUUUGGAUAUCAACCAAGUGGACGUCAUAUUCCAUCAGUGCCACCAGCAAUCAAAAAAGCUUUGUUGUACAUCGCGGAACAUCCUUAUGUUGAACCUACGAAGAAGACAUCAAACUAGAACCGGCAGCAUGUUUCAUAUUGAAACUUAAUUUUUUGUAUAUUUUUUUUAUUUUGUAUACGAAGUAAACCCAAGAAAAUUGUGAUUAAAAUUCUUUUAAAUAAUUUUUUUAA